CGCCGGCUCCCGCCGCCCGGGCCCGGCCGGCCGCGCCGGGGGCCGCCGCGCCGCCGCCGCCAUGGACACCAAGCAUUUCCUGCCCCUCGACUUCUCCACGCAGGUCAGCUCCUCGUCCCUCGGCUCCCCCACGGCGCGGGGCUCCAUGGCCGCCCCCGCCCUGCACCCCUCCCUGGGGCCCGCCAUCGGACCCUCGCUCGGCUCCCCGGGACAGCUGCACUCGCCCAUCAAUGGCAUGGGCCCGCCCUUCUCGGUCAUCAGCUCCCCCAUGGGCCCCCACUCCAUGUCGGUGCCCACCACACCCACCCUGGGCUUCGGCACUGGCAGCCCUCAGCUCAGCUCGCCCAUGAACCCGGUCAGCAGCAGCAGCAGUGAGGACAUCAAGCCGCCGCUGGGCCUCAACGGCGUGCUGAAGGUGCCGGCGCACCCGUCGGGGAGCAUGGCCGCCUUCACCAAGCACAUCUGCGCCAUCUGCGGGGACCGCUCCUCGGGCAAGCACUACGGCGUGUACAGCUGCGAGGGCUGCAAAGGCUUCUUCAAGCGGACCGUGCGCAAGGACCUCACGUACACGUGCCGCGACAACAAGGACUGUCUGAUCGACAAGCGCCAGCGCAACCGCUGCCAGUACUGCCGCUACCAGAAGUGCCUGGCCAUGGGCAUGAAGCGGGAAGCCGUGCAGGAGGAGCGGCAGCGUGGCAAGGACCGGAGCGAGAGCGAGGCGGAGUGUAGCAGCAGCGCCAACGAGGACAUGCCCGUGGAGAAGAUCCUGGAGGCUGAGCUGGCCGUGGAGCCCAAGACCGAGACGUACGUGGAGGCAAACAUGGGGCUGAACCCCAGCUCGCCCAACGACCCCGUCACCAACAUCUGCCAAGCCGCAGAUAAGCAGCUCUUCACCCUGGUGGAGUGGGCAAAGCGCGUCCCCCACUUCUCAGAGCUCCCCCUGGACGACCAGGUCAUCCUGCUAAGGGCAGGCUGGAACGAGCUCCUCAUCGCCUCCUUCUCCCACCGCUCCAUCGCCGUGAAGGACGGCAUCCUCCUGGCCACUGGGCUGCAUGUGCACCGGAACAGCGCCCACAGCGCGGGGGUGGGCGCCAUCUUUGACAGGGUGCUCACAGAGCUGGUGUCCAAGAUGCGGGACAUGCAGAUGGACAAGACCGAGCUGGGCUGCCUGCGCGCCAUCGUCCUCUUCAACCCAGACUCCAAGGGGCUGUCGAACCCCGCCGAGGUGGAGGCGCUGCGGGAGAAGGUGUACGCGUCGCUGGAGGCUUACUGCAAGCAGAAGUAUCCCGAGCAGCCUGGCAGGUUCGCCAAGCUGCUGCUGCGGCUGCCGGCCCUGCGCUCCAUCGGCCUCAAGUGUCUGGAGCACCUGUUCUUCUUCAAGCUCAUUGGGGACACACCCAUCGACACCUUCCUCAUGGAGAUGCUGGAGGCCCCCCACCAGAUGACCUAGGCCCACCCGCACCUGCCUGGCCUGCGCGGACUUGGUGCAGCCUGGCACGGCGGGGCCCCAGAGAUGUGUACCCCACACUGCCUAAUCCUACUUGUCUUUGGAUGGGGCAGUAGUCUCCGUGGCCUCAGACACCAGAAAGAACUGGGGUGAGACCCCCGCCCGGCCCCCUGACUUCCAGGGGGAUCGGAGCUGUGGCAGGCAGGGAGCCGAGCUCCGGGAGGCGUGGUCCUGUUGCUCAGACAGACCCAUCUUGGGGGUCUCUAGCUCAACCCACCCAGGCUUAGGGGAGGGGCCUGGCAGGGACCAGUGUCCCUGCAGAAGGCCCCCAGAAUGCAAGAGGCACCUCAGGGCAGGCAGGCUCCCCUCUGCAUGGGGAGGGAGCACCCCUUUUUUCCAAAGAUGACUUGUUGCCUCGCCUCCUGCCAGUGGGAGCGGCAGUGGACCUCUGCGGGUGGGGCACCCCGAGGCGCGGGGGCACUGCCAUGUGCUCUGCCACAUCCUGGGCUCAGCUCCAGCUCAGCUCUUCACCCAGACCCGCGCCAGCCAUCCCACCUGCCUUCCUGGAGUGGAGGCUGCUGGCCACACCCCCAAGGGGCUUCGAGCAACAGGAACGGGGCACGGCCGGCAGCUCCAGAAGGUUCUUCUGAUCUGAAGGACCUUGUCUAGAAUCCCCGCCAGGGCUGGACGCCCCUUCCACAAGCCCUUUUCCCCAACACCGCCGGCCCCGGGCCCGGCAGCCUGCGCAAGCCCUCGGGCUGCUCGUGGGUGUGGCUGGGCUGCAGGGCUCAGGUCCGAUGCCCGUGGCUCUGGCGGCUGUCUUGCCCUCUGCUGUGGUGCGGAGGCUGCGUGGAGGGUCCACUCUGCUCUCAGAGGCCGGUUCUGGCCCCCCGCCCCACCCUGGAGCCCAGGCCGCCCCCACCUGUCUCCAGCUGGGGCAGGGAGGACCCACAUCCCGCUCCAGGCUUCAAAGGUUCCCAGCCCCUUCCCUGGCCAGCAGGGCCCAGAGAAGCUUCUGGCAGGGGCAUGGCUGGAACUGAGGCUGCUCCCAGCCGCACCCACCAUCUCUGGUACCUUCCACACCCUCAGUCCCUGUCCACUGGCCUCUCCUGGGACCCAGGGGAGAAGAGCCCACUUGGGGGGGUUAGCCAUUCUCGGCCCGGAGACCACCACAGCUGAAGCCAGGACCCCGCCACUGCCCCCCGGGGUGAAGCCCAGCUCGCCAGCGCCGGGAUGUCUCGUCAUUGUCGCUGUUCCUGUUUGGUGGGACAAUCUUUCAUUGCCUAAAGAUAGUGCUGAUGUCAGCCCGCUAGCCACCGCGUGGCGCCGCCCACCCUGGCCCGUCCAGCUCCCCAGAGGACUCGGGCUGAUGGCGGGUAGUCAGCCGAUGUCCCCAUCGAGAGCUGGGGUGCGACCUGCUGCCACCCCCGCGGCGACAGCCACACCCACUCACCGACGUUUCAUGUUUAUUUUCAAUCAAGACUUCUCCCGUUUCCUAUGAAUUUGCUUCGUGUAAGCAAGGACCUAAGGACCCUUCUUUGGUGAGCCCCGGUCCCAGUGACCAUCUCGAGACCUGGAGACGCAUCUAUUUUCAGAUGCUGGGAGCAGCCGGGGGGCUGGGUGGGGCCAAGCGCGCACCAGGGGGUACACGCGGGAGCCGGGAGCUAAAGCAUCGGGAAAGGUAGAAAAUCUAUUUUUGUACAAAUGUAAUUUUAUCCUCCUGUAUACGUGGAUGUGGCGGGAGGGUGGGGCUUCUCCGGUUUCUGCUUCCUGGCAGCGGAGCUCGGGCCGGCUCCCCCCUCAGCCCGUGUCCAGCUUCACGCACGGCCCAGGGACGUCGGUGUUAGCGGCGCGGGAACGUGGAGAAACAAACCCGAGCGUUUCACA
Messenger RNA from Sorex fumeus (smoky shrew), 3334 nucleotides. It is a transcript of the gene RXRA, whose product is annotated as retinoid X receptor alpha. Gene Ontology annotation, biological process: retinoic acid receptor signaling pathway; cell differentiation; negative regulation of transcription by RNA polymerase II. The transcript has 10 exons. Gene Ontology annotation, molecular function: nuclear receptor activity; nuclear steroid receptor activity; zinc ion binding. Bases 62 to 1450 code for a protein of 462 amino acids. NCBI's taxonomy places the organism in Eukaryota, Metazoa, Chordata, Mammalia, Eulipotyphla, Soricidae. Gene Ontology annotation, cellular component: nucleus; RNA polymerase II transcription regulator complex. The record is from RefSeq and is a predicted model, not a curated record.